GGGGGAAAGGGGCAGGCCUAGAAGUCCGAGCGAGUGUUGUCCUCAGUCCGGGCAGCACAGUCGCGGGGUUCGCAGCCCGCGCGCGAAUGACGUCCACGCGUUGAGCGGAACAACAUUGUGUGCUACCGGGGGGUUGUCUUCAGUCGUCCCGGCAGAUGGCGGCGGCGGUCGCCCCGUCGUCUCGCCCCGCGGGACGUGAGACGGCCAGCGGGUGUCGUCGCUGACGGAACCCACUACUCCUGGUGGAGGACCUGCUGAAGACAUGAGCGCGCCGACCUUCGCGCCGCGCUGGCUGCUGCUGGCGCUGGUGUGCGGCGCGGGCCACUGUCUGCCAGGGCCUGCGGAGGGCCUGGCACACCCCGAGGGCCUGGCACACCCGGAGGGCCUGGCACACCCCGAGGACCGCCUCCACGAAGGCGACCCGGACUUCCAGCAGCCUCACGGCAACGUGACGGCGGCCGUGGGCAAGGAAGCCGUGCUCGCCUGCUCCGUCAACCACCUGGGUGGCUACAAGGUGGGGUGGCUACGGGCAGAGGACCAGACUAUCCUCACCUUGCACAACAAGGUGGUGACCCACAACAGUCGGGUGGGAGUGUCCCACGACGGCCAGGCCACGUGGCAGUUGCACAUCCGCCAGGUGAAGGAGGCGGACCGUGGCUGCUACAUGUGCCAGCUCAACACCUCCGUCAUGAAGAAGCAGGUCGUUUGUCUGGACGUGCACGUGCCGCCCGACAUCCUGGACGAGGAGACGAGCUCGGACGUGACGGCGCGGGAGGGAGACAACGCCACGCUGACGUGCCACGCCAAGGGUCGCCCCCGCCCCAGGAUCACCUGGAGGAGGGAGGAUGGCGCGCCGCUGCUCGUCAGGAGGGGCCUCCGUGGCUCCGUCAGAGAGGACACCCACUCCGGAGACGUGCUGCACUUCUGGCGGCUGGACCGCCGGCAGACGGGCGCCUACAUGUGCAUCGCGUCCAACGACGUCCCUCCCGCCGUCAGCAAGAGGAUCGCGCUCAACGUACACUUCCCGCCCAAGGUGACGGUGCCCAACCAGCUGCUGGGGGCGCCCCUGGGCACGGACGUGCACAUCGACUGCCUGGUCGAGGCCUCCCCCAACACCAUCAACUACUGGGUCAAGAACCGCGGGGAGAUGCUGCUCAACGGAAACAGGCAUGUGAUUGAGAAAAGUCAGGACACGUACAAGAUACAUCUGGAGCUGACCAUCAAGUCUUUCCGGAAGGAAGACGUCGGGACGUACAUGUGUGUGUCUCGCAACUCGCUGGGUCAUGCCGACGGCACAGUGCGGCUGUAUGAUAUUAAAAUCGUAACCAGAAGGCCGGACGCGACUACUAACAUUGCUGUUGUCGCAGACACCGGCUUUGACGCAACGAGUGCCAACAUCAUCAAGGACAGCGCAAAACACGUUGCGCAAAGGACCAAAGGUAGCAAGGCUGUGAUGGAGGAGGCGGCCUUGGGGCGCAGCUCCGGCGGCGAAGACCACCUCCAUGAACCACCCGGGGUGACUUCCACGGCACCCGGAGGCCUGGUCCACAGCCGGCAGGUGUCCUUGCGCGCCGUCGUCGCCGCUGUGGCAGUCGUUCUCGCGGUCAGGUGAUUCGCGCGCCAGCUGCAGCUGGUCAACGUGUGCGGGAGGCGAAACUGUUUCUUCGGCCAUCUGGACAGUCCGAGCACGACGGCCGACGUCACUGGGAGUAGGUGCUCCUACACUCAUGACUAGCACUGUCUUCUCUUGCGGGGCACUGCUAUCUGGUCGACAGUGGUGGGUGCGUGAAAUAUUCUAUUGUACAGAGACAGUGCUUUGAUCUGAACAGUUGGAACACACCUGAAAGCAAAAAAACAAAGAAUUGUGAAUCCUAAAUGUUUAGCGGUGACCUGCGUUUCUAUACUUAUGGAAUGAAGUUUAUUUGAAACUAAUUACGUGUUGCGAUAAUUGACUUCAUUUAUGCAAAAGAGAAGAAUUGCCUGAAAAUAAUGACUUUAUUCGUCAAAAUGUGUAUACUAAUUACAUGUGUUCGUAAAAGUCCUCAUUUCCAAGAAUUUGCAUAUAUUUUUGUAGUUUCGAGAAAUAGUUUGAAAGUAUAAUUUCCGAAAAUGUUAAGUGUCUUGUUUAUAGGUACUAAAAUGAAAUUUAAAAACUGAUAUUAAAUAAUUCGUGUUUAA
Bacillus rossius redtenbacheri is the source of this 2178-nucleotide messenger RNA. RefSeq names its product lachesin-like. The record is from RefSeq and is a predicted model, not a curated record. Gene Ontology annotation, cellular component: neuron projection. The transcript has 10 exons. NCBI's taxonomy places the organism in Eukaryota, Metazoa, Arthropoda, Insecta, Phasmatodea, Bacillidae. Bases 263 to 1612 code for a protein of 449 amino acids.